Messenger RNA from Phytophthora nicotianae INRA-310, 1797 nucleotides. RefSeq lists its product as hypothetical. NCBI's taxonomy places the organism in Eukaryota, Oomycota, Peronosporomycetes, Peronosporales, Peronosporaceae. Gene Ontology annotation, molecular function: protein binding. The transcript has 4 exons. Bases 1 to 1680 code for a protein of 559 amino acids. The record is from RefSeq and is a predicted model, not a curated record.
AUGCUGACGGAGCUCUGUCAGGGAAUGAAAGACGCGGGAUAUGCUGGCUGUACAAUUCACGCGGUUCGAUCGAAGAUCGAUAGUUUGAGGAGGGAGGCACGAAGAGAACGGGUCGGAGAUCGUCGUCACUCGCAAGCGUUUGAAAAGUAUCAAGAGUCCCUGGUGGCAAUUUUUGCCAACGAAGAUCAGCAUGAAGACAUCAGCGCCAUAGAGACGUCGGAAGGACGUAAUACCCCAAGUAAGGAAUCGAUAAUCCAAAGCGGAUCAAGGAACGCCCCGAUUAUCGUUGCUGGUGAAAACGACGACCAUGAAGACAGCGAAGAAAUUCACACCGGAACCGUGAUGUUGGCAUCGAAUUACACACUUGAAGUGGCCGAGAUACGUCGACGCUUUGAGUUGAAUAGCAACCUUGUCAAUCGAACAACUCCGUCGACAAACGAGCACAAGGAGUUAAAUAAGAGGAAGCGACGCAAGAUGGAUCAAACUGAGGUUGCGCCGACGCGCCGUGUAGCCCUGGAGUUGGCACCUGAGGACUUACAAGCAGAGUUCGCCAGCUACUCCAUCGGUGCUGGAGAUUCAAAUUCGCGCUUAGCUGCACUUCAAGAGCGGUAUGAUGAAGAGUACGAUGCAGCACUUGCCGAGUACGAAGCUGCCAUGCACAAGCUAGAAGUUCAGAGAGCGAAAAAAACUUAUCAGGACGCUUUGAGCAGUGUCAUCGCGUUGGAGGAAAAAGCUCUUGAGCGUGAGCCCAAAUACGCCACAAUUGUUCGCGAGAUCGAGAACAGCGUAGCUCCGAAGCGUCUAGUAGUGCGUGGCAUCUCGCAGUUGGCUUGCUGCGCACUAUUGCGAGCAAUGCGCAACAACUUGAACGUGAUUUCGUUGGAUUUGUCCAACAACGCGCUCACUGAUGUCGUCGGUUUGGCAAUUGGAAAUAUGUUGACCGUCAACAAGAAGCUUCAGGUGCUGGAUCUAGGCUUCAACCACCUCACCAACGUCUCGCUACAGCCUAUCGGGGAGGCAUUUCGUACCAAUACCGUCUUGACGUCGCUGAUCCUCAACUCGAACCCUGCAUUUCAACUAUCGAAGGAGUCGACGAGCACUGGGAACAAUAGUUCUAACGCCAAGCCUGGAUCUCCCACCAAAGUGCCUCCUCACUUAGCAGCGGCAUUUGUUUAUGUGGAGUCCUUUACUGCAGCUCUAGCCGUGAACAACUCUCUAACUUCUCUGGAUCUGUUCAACACGGGUAUUUCCCAUGAAGGAGGACAUGCACUGGCCCAUGCGAUGCUAAAGAAUUGCAGCUUGAUCUCCCUAGAGACAGGAAAUGAUACGUUGAACCAGUCGGAUCUCGCAAGCAUUGCAUCGUCUUUAAAAAAGAACCAAGCUCGAUUUUUCGAGGCGGAAGCCAACAGCGAGCAACUUCUUGCGGACAUGAAAGAACAAGCGCAAAAACUUCUGAUUGACAAGGUCAAAGAGGCGAAGCGAGUAACCGAUGCUGAAUGGCAUGACGGAAAUGCUCGUAAACGAGCUGAGAUCCGUCAAGCAGAGGAGUGGGAACGCGCCAAACGCGAGGCUGACGCAGAGGUACAACAUUUGCUCAACAUGGAAGCUGAAAAUAAGAAAUACUUGGAGCGCCUUGAGGCAGAGAAGAAUCCUGCCAAGGGUAAAGGCAAAAAGGAGUAGAGGAAGGCUAGUGUCCAAUAUUCCAAGUGUUUAUUCGAGUAAGUUUUUCCUUACGCAUAUGAAUCACAUUCAUCUUUACGGAAACUCGUAAUUACGGCGAAUACACACUUUUUUUUU